GGAAGUAGACGAAGUAGAAAUUGUAGUGUUUUUUAUGUGAAUGUAAACACAAUAAAACAAUGCCAUCUAAUUUUUCUAUUAAUAAAAAGGUAUUUUAGUCACGUUUGUGUUGCCAGCCCCAGGACAUGGCGCUUGUCACCGUUCAACGCUCGCCAAGCCCGAGUGGCAGUGCUGAAACAGACGAGCUAGAUGAACUAGACACUACAGACAGCAAUGUGCGGUCUCCUCGACAGCGCAGGAGAAGCUCUAGAGCUGCGUUGAAAAAGCUGAGGAAGCUUUUCAACACUGUUCGCUUUGUUUCUAAGUUAACACCAUGUUUCAGUGAAAGCUACUUCACAGUGAAGGGGGCAGCGUUGAUCCUGCCACAGAGUGAUGAGACAGUCUACACACGCCGUAACAGUCGCAGCCAUGCUGGUGAUGACAUACAAAGCCAUCUACAGGCCAUGUUCAGUCUGCUGCGUCCAUCAGACACAAUCAAAGUGGCAGUGAAGCUGGAGGGAACGCACACUCGCUACCUGGUGGUGGUGGCGUGCUGUGGUUGCCAUGACACUGAGGAGUCUGUGCUGCUGGGUAUUGACAUCCUGGAGAGGGCUUCCAUCGGGCUCAUCAUGCCAGUCUGGGCCCAUACUGAGAUAGAGCUGGAUGGAGACGGAGGUUUCAGUAUCAAGUGUGACAAGAACGUACACACCUUUAAGCCGGUCUCCGUACAAGCCAUGUGGUCAGCGUUGCAGAGCCUCAACAAGGUGGUGCGUGUUGCCAAGGACAAGCUGUACAUUCCCCGAGGCCUCACCCACACGUGGGUCGGCUACUAUGAGGCACGUGUAUGCAAGGAGGCAUAUCUCAUAGCGGAAUGGAAUGCUACAGCUGACAGAGAUAUAUCAUACAGAACUGACAAACGCAUGCUGGCAGAAAACGCAGGAAAACUGUUACGUAGAUCACAGAGUACGCCUGUCAAAAGAGAGGAGGACAUCUACAAGGCUAUACGACACGAACUCAAGAACAUCAUGAUGACUGUGGACCUGGAGGACGUAACAUGCAUAUUUCUGCGCAAGUCCAUAGAGAAGGUUAUGGGUCGCGACCUGAAGGGCUACAAGAGCUUCAUAGACACCCAGAUGAUGGAGAUCCUGGGUCAGAUGGACGCCCCCUCACGCAUCCUGGACUACCUCUAUCUGGGCUCUGAAUGGAACGCCUCCAAUCUGGAGGAACUGCAGCAUAACGGAGUGCAGCACAUCUUGAACAUCAGCCGUGAGAUAGAUAACUUCUUCCCUGGCAUCCUGUACUACAUGAACGUGCGAGAGUGGGACGUAGAUGAAUCCCCUCUGAUGAAGUACUGGGAAAGUACACACAGCUUCAUCAACAAGGCCAGAGACCAUGGAGGGAAGACGCUUGUCCACUGUAAAAUGGGCAUCAGCAGAUCUGCUUCAACUGUAAUAGCCUACCUGAUGAAGGAGAAGAAAUGGAGCCUUAAGGAGGCGUUCGACUACACCAAGUCCAAACGCAGUAUCGUCAACCCCAACAAUGGCUUCAUGGAGCAACUAGAAAUGUAUCAGGGAAUACUCAAUGCCAACUGGAAUCGUGAGCGAGUGUGGGAGCGUCAUGGCAAUGAGAAAUCCUUGCCCAAGCAGGUGGCUGAUGCAGACGAUAUUCCGGCAGUCGAUUGUUAUCAGCAGCCUGAGGACUUCCUGGCCAUGAAACUCGGACCUGUGGAGGGGCUACAGGAUCCAUUUUUGCACACUGAGAACGACAUUGAGAUUGCCUCUCGUAGUGCGGACUCCACCGAGGACUCCCUGGACCAGCUUUCUCCUGAGGGCAUCCAGUCAGCUGACAAGUUCAAACAGUUCACGUCAGAUAAGGACAAGGGAGAUAGCAGUGAUGGAAUGAGCUCUGACUCUUUCAAUGAAACUGACAGUGAGAAUCUCUCCUUUGAUGAGGGAGAAGACUUGGAGGGAGGUAACUCCUCGUAUAUUGGAGCAGACGGCCGACCAGAACUUUUCAUUCCCAUCAAUCCGGCAAUCAGAGUGGAGACAAGGCAGAUGAAAGGGAACAAUCGCAGGUGCAAGUCUGAAGGGGAUAAAGCGCUGCUUAAUUUGCCUGAAAAUGCAUCAGCAUUCUCAAGGGAGGGGUCAGUGUUAAAGUUUAAACCUGAUGGAAGCUGGAUUAAACCACCCAGUGAAGAUAAUAUGGUGAACAAUGAAGAUAUUGGUGAUGGGAAUGAGAAAAUAUUAGGGACAGUUGAAAAAGAGCCUAUUCCUGAUGCUGAUACAAUUGAAGGGCUUUGGAUGGAUGAUAGUCACAUACCUAAGUGGGAUGUGUCUGAAAAUAAACCAGAUAUGGAGAGCGUUGGGCUGCAACAGGCAAGGCAAGUAGACUUGAAAGUGGAGGGAACUUUGCCAUCUCCUUAUAGUAAAGAGAAUAUUUCCUGGUACCAGGGCACUGUGCUGAAACAGAAACAAGACAUAGAAGAGAAGUAUGGUGCUGCAGGUAAAGAAGUAGCUCUAAAAGAAAAGACAAAUGAAAAUACUCAGGAAUCUGUUAAUACUGCUGUUUGUGCAUUGGAGGUUAAAGAUGAUGAGAAAAAGGUAGAAAAAGACAUAAUCGGUGAUCAAUCGCACCGGAAUGAGGCGACAGAAGUGUGCAAAAUUGCAGGCAAUACAGAGAUAGAAACACGGAUGUCUGUGUACGAGGCAGAGGACAUAGAGUUUCCAGAAGGCAUUGUGAGGAAGACUAAACUGGAGAUUGAGGAAAAACACAGAUUAUCUUUAGAAACUCCUAGAACCAGGUUGAAAAGAUCGUCAAGUUUAAAAUCAAAGCGUGUCACUCCAAAAUCCAAAGAUCGUGAGAACGAAAGACGAAAGACUUGCAUUGCUAUGCUGUCACCCACCCACCCUGAUAAUACUGACACAGAAUGGUUGAGUCCAAGGGGGAAUGAUACAUCUGGUCUGCUCACCCCCGAUAUCUGCACCAGUCCAUUGUGGACCGCUGGUAAACCAGUCAGUGUGAGUCAGAGCGAGGUUAGUGCCACAGGAAGUGAACCAGUCCAUAUCAGACAGGGAGAGGUCCCAUCUCCCACUGGCUCCGAGUCUGUGAAGGUCUAUAAGUUCAUGGGCGAGGAGCUUACUGUACAGGAGGGUCUGGUGAAGAAACAAACCUUGGACAUUGAGAGCAAAUCCAAUGACAUCCAUUUUCGCAAUCCUACAAAAUCUGAGAGCAGUCCUGGGCGUAAUAAGUCCUUGCUGAAGUCAGAAAGUGUUCCCAACUUCCAGCUUACAAAACCUUCCACCAAUCAAAAGCAAACCGAGUGUAACCCUUCAAACAGAAGCUCACCUGAUACUAUAAGAAAGACUAUCCCAGAAACUCCUGUCAUAUCUGCUGAGACAUUAGAAACCCCGGGAGUUACUUCCACAGCUAUUACUAAAACAUUGAUUGCAAAAAGAGACUCAACAAGUGGACUUCAAUCUAUUAGUUCUUCUCCGCCCAGAAGCUUAUUUCCACUUGAAGCAAAACAGUCGGCAUUUAGUCCAAAAUCAUGCUUUGAUCCUCAGACUUUGAAACUUAUCAGAGAAAUUGGGUCUGCUCUUCUGAAUAGCCCUGCUAAAACAGAGAUGGUGGAAGACAAAGAUGUAGACUUAGUAGCGGGUGAGAGCCUUGUUCAUCAUUAUGUCAGAAAGAUUGAGGGCAGUUUAAAUGUGGGUAGAAAAAGUGCAAGACGAGAAAUAAUCAUAAUAGACAAGGAUGAAUCUAAUAGUGAUGCUAAAAAAUAUCAGCCUUUCAGUCCAGCCAUUAGUUCUGGUUCAAAAUCUGAACUUGAUGUGAAGGCUUCCUCUAAGUGGAGCCCUGUUGCAAUAAAGCAGAGUGCGUCUAGUAUGUCCAGUGAGACCAAUGUAGGAAUAAAUGGCAGUGCUAACAAUAGAAAUCAGUCCACAUCUAGUGCCAAAGAGAACCUAGUAUCAUCAUGUGAUUCUACACCAAAGGUUUCUGACACAAAACUGAAUAAAGCAGACUUAGAUUUGAAUUUAAAAACUAACGCAAGUGUAACACCAGCAUUUACUGAAGAAGGCAUUAAACCCACUGAUACAUGUUCAGUAAAGAAUCUUGUUGGAAAAUUUGAACAGCCACCAGAGCAGAUUUCAGGAAAAACAACUCUGGUCACAGGAACAGUGACUGUUCUGAGUCCAUCUGUGGUUAUCCCCAUUCUUCCAGUGACCAAGCCAGAUAUCCAGACCACCAACAGUGUGUCACAAUCAGCUGUAACCACACCAUCACCUGAAGACGGUCACAAAUUGUUGCAUCGACACUCAGAACCGGUGAUACAUCUCAGCGAUUCAUCAUUAUUUAAAAUGUUUGAAGCAAAACUGCUCAAUAAGGGUGAACUUGAUACUUUCACUGUACAGGAGGAAGGGGAGAGUGGAGACAACAGCAAUGCAAGUGAUUUUUCUUCUCAACAUUCCGGCACUAGACCAAAAUCGGCCAGUGACUCGUGCAAACGGGGUCACAGAUCCCUGGGGUCAGCAACUGGGCGUGGAUUCUUAGAAAAGUCCAGAUCUCUGACAGAAUCUGCUGGAAAGGAACCAGAUUCACAGUUUACAUGGGGCGGGAAGAAAGUUCGCAAAUCCUAUGGAAAAUCUCAUCCGCUGGCCAAACUUGAGAAUGUUGCUCGGCAAAGCAUGGAAAUACGCAAUAAUCCUUUUUAUAGCUCGAUGUGAUAAAAGCCUAAUUAGAUCUUGUCUGUGUUUGUUAAUAAAACCCUGAUGUCUCUUUUUUUACAUGUCUUCUUUGUCAAACUUAUUAUUUUAGCUGUUUAAAAAUGAUGUCAUUAGAAUUUGAAUAGAAAAUAAUAACAUAAAAUAAAAACUAUAUAUUGGAUGAAUAUCUUAUGUUAAAUUAACCAUUAAUAAUUCUAAACAAGCCUCUUACAGCUACAUGUGUAGCAUUACUUCAGAAGAAUUAACUUUUUCUUGAGAUUAAAAGUAUGAGAUUUGAACCUGGAAUUAUAUAUCAGGACCAAAUCUUCUUUAUUUGAAUGUUAUUAUUCUAUGGCCAAAAAUCAUAUCCAUUGGAGCUGCUUUGGGAAAAGGGGGCAUAAUACAUUUGUCUGCACAGGCGUAUCAAGGACGACCUUCUCCACCUAGACUAGAUUUUUUUUCGAACAAACAUUUUAACUUUUGUCUUUCAUGAUAAGCCUGUAUGGACCACACUUGUUGUUAUGCAUUUAUCUCUGUAUUCCCAGAGACUGGCACACUUGUUGUUAUGCAUUUAUCUCUGUAUUCCCAGAGACUAGCUCGUGUUGUAGUUUGUUUGUUGUUAAUGGGUCAUACAUGACACAAUAAGUGUGCCACAUCAUGCAAAAACGGAUCUUAUUUGGCAAGCAUAGUUCCAAACCAGCCGUGAUAUCGGGCAGUUUGGCCAGGGGUACAAGUCUGCAUACAAGUCCGCAUACAAGUCCGCUUACAAGUCCGCAUACAAGUUACCCAUAGUUUUCGGAAAGGCAGAUGCAGAGGCUGGGUUGGAGCUACGCUGAACGCAAAUGACAUCAUGUAAGAUCCACUUUUGCAUGAGGCGGGUCAUAUUUUGACAUAAAUAGCAGCUUAAGAGAUUUUUUGUGUAUUUGAGUUUUUAUUUUGAACAUUUUCUCCUGCAUAUAUGUAGGCAUGAAAACAGAAGUUGUUUUGCGACAUAUGUAUAUCACUGCAUGCACCUUCUAAUGAAAUGAAUACUUAAUAAAAAUUCCAUGAAUGUUAGCAAAUCUUACACUUGGCUGAUUGUUUUGAAUUUAGUUCGGGUCUUAUACAGUCAUUGACAAUAUAAUAUAAGAAAAAAUAGGUUGUUAGUGCGUGAAAUCUAUAUUAGUUUACAGUGUAUAUGUGGCUCACACUCUGGCAAUUUGGCAAUUUACAUUAUGUAAACUCAAUUAUUUUAUUUUAAAUGUUGAUCACUAACUUCUUUACCUAAUUGAACAUGAUUUGUGAAUUUGUUUUAUUCAUAAAAUACCAGUAUCUUAUGAAGACUAUUUAACUUGCCUUGUUCUGUUGGAAAUUGAAGCUAUCCGUAUAUGAAGGUGCUUGUUUAUAUGUACAUACAAACUCCAGUUUAUCUCUGUUAUAAGUAUUAUUUAAACAUCCAUAAACAUUUUAUAAUCAAUAUCACAGUAACGUCUACACAUAGCUCAAUAUUAUAUUAUAUGGUACAAUAUAUAUAUAUAUACUCACAGGCAUUUCUUAUGCAUUUAUCUGAUUUAUCAUUAAUUUCUUGAAUAAUUGUAAAUAGAGUUGGUCAAAAUUCCGAAUAUAACCUAUUUAAUCAUAAUAAAAUAUCUCCCUGAAAGUUUUAGUUGAAAAUAUAAUUAAUGAGAAAUAUCACUCGAAAAAUAAAGUCACAAAAUGACCGAUAUUAUUAAUGAUAUAACUUUCAAUGAAAAUCAUAGUUAAUCUCAAUGGAAUGUGCGUUACACAAGCAUUUAGUUUUGGUUUCUCAGUAUCAUUAUUCCAUCAGAUUGCUUUGCAACAGAUUGACACAUACAUUUCACCGGGAACCAAUAAUAUAGGCAAAAUGCAGAUGCAAAAUUUAACAAUUCUCAAGGGUCCUGUGGGCUACAAAGAUUUGUAGGUUACCACCAAUGUGCAACAUGUCAAAAAUGUCUGAUACAUUUUCAAUUGGUAAAUUUUUAUGACUGUUAUGUGGACCUUAUGCAACAAAUGCGUUGCUAGUGCGCUUUCAUCUCCUUUCCUUUUUAUCAACUUAAAGAACCCUUUUUUAUUCCCCCGGAUCAAAAGAUCAGGGUUUAUUGGUUUUUGCCUGUCUGUCAUUGUAUGUGUGUGUCAGAGUGUCUGUCCCAAAACUUAAACCUUGGUCAUAACUUUUGCAAUAUUGAAGAUAACAGCUUGAUAUUUGGCAUGCAUGUGUAUCUCAUGGAGCUGCAGAUUUUGAGUGGUGAAAGGUAAAGGUCAUCCUUCAAGGUCAAAGGUCAAAUAUAUGGGCUUCAAAGCAGCGCAUUAGGGGGCAUUGUGUUUCUGACAAACACAUCUCUUGUUUGUCCUUAAAAAAGAAUAAAAUAUGCAAAAGAAAAACCAUUGUUUACUGCCAUUUGGCCGUGCAGCACGAGGAAACCAAUCCCACACUUUUUCCAGCAGUGAUACAUGGAUGAUUGCUGUUAAUGCAGUUUAGUACAAAUCAUCUCCAAAGAACAGUGUGCAUAAUUUCAAAAUGACAUCUUGAACUGCGUUUGAGAAAUUAGUAUUAUAAAAGUAAUGUGUUUGAAGUGCCUGUGUGUGUGUACACUGUAACUAUUAAACAUAUAGCAACUUAGUGGAUAGCUCUUCUCUCACAUAUUCACACAUGUUAAUCAAAUAAACAUUGUUCCUGCUAAGCUGGAAAUAGAAAUUUUAUUGCAUAAAUGUUACAAAUAUUGCAAAAAAUGGGCAAGUUACGAUUUAUCGCACACAUACAAUUAUUGGUUCACGUCCUCGUAUCAAGUGGGGAAAAAAAAAAUGAUGGAAAAAAAUUGAAAAAAAAAUCCUAAAUUGUGAUCUUUCAGAAAGAUUUAUAUUUCAAUGAGCAUUUGUUAGAUGAUAUUUUUCCAUGGAAAGUACAUAGUUACAGUUGUGUAAUGCAGCUUUUCACAUAGAAGAUAUCUUGUUCCAAAUAAUUUAAUAUUUCAGUUAUAUACCAAGCAUAUAAAUGUUCGUUUUUAAUAAAAUGCCUGUGUAACAUCCAUUUAUAUUUCAUGUCUUGAACUCUUGUUUUAGUUACAAUAUAUUUUGUUAUCCCUAAGUACAUAAUACCUCAAAGAUUUUUAGACAAAAGUGCUCAUCGGUUAUGUUGGAAAAGUAAUUCAAACAUAUCUUAUUGCAUGUUGCAAUUAUUUAUUUGACUUGUUAAGUUUGACAUUGUUUCUACUAUCAAGAACACUGUUUCCCAUCAAUCUUACAGACAUAUACAUUGUACUGCAUUUUGUGUAAAAACUGAGUCAUGUAACGGUAAAUUGAACUGCAUUCUUGCAAAACAGGGUUUAAUUUACAUGUUGGCGUAGGCUAAUCAGGGGCAACACUUGCCGCUUUUGUGGUAUUUUUUGCUAAAAGGAAGUCUCUUCUUAGAAAAAAUCCAUUUUAAGCAGAAAUUGUCGUCUCUGAUUUGUAUUGCAGCUUGUAACUAUGAGUAUCAGUGAGAAUCAAGCAACAUUAAAGUUGUCGUUCUUAAGGUUUCUUCUGAAAGCACAUUAUGUCAAUUAAAAUUAAAAUAUACAUUCCUGUUUUGAAAGUUUGUGAAAUGCAGCUUAUAUCAUUGGCAGAUACCCAGGAUAACUCAUAAAGAAUUAAUUGAGAGGAGUGCCGUAUGUAGUGGUCUUAUUUGUGUCUGUCAGUAUCUGACAAUACAAUUACUUGCUUAGUAAAACGGUCAAACCAAGGAUUGUUUUGAAUAAUGUUCAAACAGAACUUACACAGUAUUACAUACUUGUUGUCAGUCCAAUUUUAAUUUGGUCCAGCCAGUAUGUUCAAAAUUGCUCUCUGUGUUGUGUACAGUAUAAAGUCAGUGUCUGUGAAAGCAGAUCUGGCCAACGCGACUCCUGUAUUUAACUCAUUUUGUUUCAAGGCGUCCUUGAUCUGUCUGCAUGCAUUCUUCAUGUUUCUGUUGUUUUUGUUGAACAAACCAUUUGCUCACACCCUCUAUCUGUUGUAAUGUUAUAUCAGCUCUUGUUAGCAGUAUCUAAGUGCAAUCUUCUCAUGUUCAUGUACAUGUACUGACAUACUUUUUAUUACUACAUUAAAGGUAUUUUACUACA
Dreissena polymorpha is the source of this 8776-nucleotide messenger RNA. RefSeq lists its product as uncharacterized. The transcript is spliced from 19 exons. Gene Ontology annotation, molecular function: actin binding; protein tyrosine/serine/threonine phosphatase activity. Gene Ontology annotation, cellular component: cytoplasm. Lineage: Eukaryota; Metazoa; Mollusca; Bivalvia; Myida; Dreissenidae. Gene Ontology annotation, biological process: protein dephosphorylation; actin cytoskeleton organization; negative regulation of actin filament polymerization. The record is from RefSeq and is a predicted model, not a curated record. The coding region runs from base 126 to 4703 and encodes 1525 amino acids.